Triticum urartu is the source of this 1689-nucleotide messenger RNA. Its product is annotated as RNA-binding (RRM/RBD/RNP motifs) family protein. Gene Ontology annotation, cellular component: nucleus. Gene Ontology annotation, molecular function: RNA binding. The record is from RefSeq and is a predicted model, not a curated record. NCBI's taxonomy places the organism in Eukaryota, Viridiplantae, Streptophyta, Magnoliopsida, Poales, Poaceae.
CCUACCCAACAAGUCGCGUCGAACCCUUCUACCCACCCACCCCCUCGCGCCGCCAAGCCCUAGCUAGGGUUUUGCCCUUUUCCUCCCCCGCCGCCCCCGCCCAUGGAUCCCUUCUCGAAGAAGCGCAAGCCGGACGAGAACGGCGCGGUCGCCGCCUCCCCCGCCGCCGGUGCUGCCGCGCUCGGGCUCACGCGCGAUGACGUCCUGCGUCUCCUCGACCCGCUGUCCCGCGACCAGCUCGCCGACAUCGCCGCCGCCGCGGCGCUCGCCUCCGGGGUCGCGCUCGAUGCCGUGCGCGCCGCCGCCGACCGCGACCCGGCCUUGCGCAAGCUCUUCGUCCGGGGCCUCGGCUGGGAGACCAACUCCGACUCGCUCCGCGCCAUCUUCUCCGCCUACGGCGACCUCGAGGAGGCCGUGGUCAUCAGCGACAAGACCACCGGCCGCUCCAAGGGCUACGGAUUCGUCACCUUCCGCCACGCAGACUCCGCCCUCCUCGCUCUUAAGGAACCAUCCAAGAAGAUCGACGCCCGCGUGACCGUCACUCAACUCGCGGCCGCUGGCGCGGCCGGUGGGCCGUCCGGUGGGACUACCGGCGCAGGUGGUGUCCCUUCAGCAGACGUCUCACUGCGCAAGAUCUUUGUUGGGAACGUUCCCGCUGACAUGCCAUCAGAGCGCCUCCUCGCGCACUUUGCUUCCUAUGGAGAAAUUGAAGAGGGGCCGCUUGGGUUCGACAAGCUGACGGGCAAGUUCAGGGGCUUUGCGCUCUUUGUGUACAAGACACCUGAGGGGGCGCAGGCCUCACUAGUGGACUCAACUAAGGUAAUCGAUGGGCAACAGCUCUUGUGCAAGCUAGCCAUCGAGGGGAAGAAGGGGAAGCAGCAACCACAACAAUCCGGGCCUGCCGGGCAACAGCAACCACAGAUGCUCCAGGGUGGCCCGCCGGACAUGACGGGUUCUGGGCUUGGGCUAGGUGGACCGCAGAUGGGUGGGCAGUAUGGUGGCCCUGGGAAUGGUAUGCCAUCGUUUGGCGCAUUUGGUGGUCCCAACCCAUAUGCGAACAUGCCAUCGUCCAUGGGCGGCGGUGGUGGAGCUGGUUUGGGCUCAAUGGGAAAUCCGAUGCAUUCCGGGAUGGGUUCUGCUGGGGCUGGUGGAUUUGGCGCGGGUGGGCUGGGUGGUGGUUCAUUUGGGGGCUCGUCUCAAUUUGGUGCUGCUGGUAUGGGGCCUUAUGGUGGUCUAGGCAUGGGGGGACCUUCGUCACUAUACCGUAUGCAACAGGGCUCAGGUGGGCUGCCCUCAGGCUAUGGCGAGGGUGGAAACUACCCUCUUCCAGGGUCUGGGUUCCGGGGUCAGGACCCUCAAGGGAUGUCACCAGGACCAGGUGGCAGGGCUCCUCCUAUGUACCCCAAUGUGCCACCUUAUUUCUAAGUGAAUGUGUGACUCAGGUUGUUGACAACUCUUGGGAGCAUGUGCUUUGAAUGGUUGUGCUGAAUUCAGAAGUGUUGUCUGCAUACAUGGAUGUCUUGCAUAUUCUGGCUACCUCUGAUCUGGAAAUCAGUUUUGCUCUGAGUUUUCGUUGUUAAGAGAUAAAUCAAGCUAGAUUAGUGUUUUAUGUGAACUCUUUCACUAGACAUGUACUUCUUAUGACUGCUUUGCAGUCUGUCUAUUUAAAUACCUGAAUUAUCAUUGUUA